AUGCGUUUCUCGUCGGCACUUCUUUCCGCCCUCUUGCUUUCCGGCACCUCGCUGGCGACUCCAGCUCCGGUGUCCUCAUCUGUGGGUAUCUCAACGCAGGCGAGACCCGCGCCAGAGGAACAUGUUGCAGCACAGACACCCCCAGCAGCGGAGGCAACGGCCGCCGCCGCAGCCGCAGCAGCAGCAGCAGGGGCAUCCGGACAGACGGCCGGUACCAAGCAACAGCCGAACAAGGAUGCCAGUGCCGGCCAGCAAAACGUGAACGCCGCCAAUCGGCAACCAUCGGCCCAGGGGGCUGAUCAGCAAACCACCCCCAGCGUCGGCCAGCAAACGGCUGCGGCUGCAGAAGCACCAAGUCAAAACACCGCUACACAGUCGCAUGGAGAUCUCCUAUCAGGAUUGGUCGGCGGUCUUCUGGGUGGUGGCUCCAGCCAGGACGCUGGAGCAAGCAGCAGCGCUGCCGCAACCCCUUCACAACCGGGCUUCGAUCGGGCAGCCACUUCUACGCAGGAUGCAGGGUCUUCCGCCACGAGUUCUUCUGGAAACCUGCUGACGGACAUUGGCGAUGGCCUUGGCGGUCUCCUUGGUCUUGCAUCCCCGACAUUCUUGAAGAAUGUUGAGUCUUUCUUCAACCACUUCGCAUACCUCUUCGAUGAUAAGACCACCGACCAGACGAAGUCCCUGCUCGACACUGCUUACAACCUGCUCAACAACCAGUUGAUCACCGAAUUGACUGGUCUUCUGAACAAUGCAAACAGUCUGUUGACCCCGACAUUUGUGAACGAGACCCAGCAAUUGAUCGGCUCGGUUGGUCCACUUGUCACACCCCAGCUGUUCAAGAAGGUCUCUACAUUGCUUGAUAAUGGUAACAACCUGUUGACUGCUGAGUUUGUCAAGGAGGUUAAUGGCCUGAUCGGCAAUGCGAACAACUUGUUGACGGCUGAGUUCGUCAAAGAAACAAAGGAGCUUAUCCAAUCUGUCUCUCCUAUAUUGACACCAGACAUGCUUGGAAUGGUUGGCACGCUCUUGAACAAUGCCAAUAAUCUCCUAACUACAGAAUUUGUUAAGGAGACCAAGUCGCUCAUCAGUGCAGUUGGCCCUAUCUUGACACCAGAGCUGGUCAAGGAGGUCAACACGUUGCUGACCAAUGCCAAUGGCUUGUUGACCGCCAACUUCGUCAAGGAAACGACAUCUUUGAUCGCGACCGUCGGGCCCGCUCUGACACCUCAGCUGUUCAAGGAGGUCAACUCGGUUCUUAGCAACGCCAACGGCCUCUUGACGCCGAGCUUCGUCAAUGAAACCCAAUCACUGAUCGGGGCCGUCGGACCUGCACUCACUCCCGAGCUAUUCAAGGAGGUCACAUCGGUCUUGGGUAAUGCCAAUAGCCUGUUGACCGCCAACUUCGUGAAGGAGACUCAGAGCUUGAUCGGCGCAGUUGCCCCUGUUCUGACACCUGGCAUUCUUGUGGAAGUUGCCGGCUUGUUGGGCAAUGCCAACGCCCUCCUUACACCGGCAUUCGUGAAUGAAACUCAAGGCUUGAUUGGCGCUGUGGCCCCGAUUUUGACGCCCACUCUUCUUGGGGAAGUUGGCAGCCUCCUGAACAAUGCCAACUCUUUGUUAACGACAGGAUUCGUUGACGAGACCCACUCACUGGUUGGCAGUGCAAAUGACCUACUGACGACCGAUUUCGUCAAGGAGACCCGCGGGUUGAUCGGUGAUCUUUCGCCGGUCAUCACGCCUCACCUGCUCUCAGAAGUCGCAGGUCUGCUGGACAACGCGAACUCCCUGUUGACACCGAAGUUUGUCAACGAGACGCAAGGACUGAUUGAUGACAUCUCGCCGGUUCUCACGCCGGAGAUGCUGGGUGAGGUUGGCGAACUUCUCGGAAAUGCCAACAAGCUCUUGACCACCAAAUUCGUUGAAGAAACCCAGAGCCUGAUCGAUAAUGUGUCACCUGCCAUUACUCCUGCUCUCCUCAGCAACGUGAAAGACCUUCUUGGAAAUGCAGCGAAUCUGCUGACGCCUAAAUUCGUGAAUGAAACAAGCAAUCUCAUCGACGAAGUCUCGCCAAUCCUCAGUGAAAUCGCACCGAUUCUCAGUCCCGAAAUGCUUGGAACAGUUGGUGGCCUUCUUGGAAACGCCAACGAUUUGUUGACCUCGAAGUUUGUUAAUGAAACACAAGUGCUUGUUGAGGAUGCUUCUGAGUUGCUUCCCGCUAUGGUCAAGGUCUUAGGAUCACUGUAA
Aspergillus sclerotioniger CBS 115572 is the source of this 2244-nucleotide messenger RNA. RefSeq lists its product as uncharacterized. The transcript has 2 exons. The coding region runs from base 1 to 2244 and encodes 747 amino acids. The record is from RefSeq and is a predicted model, not a curated record. Lineage: Eukaryota; Fungi; Ascomycota; Eurotiomycetes; Eurotiales; Aspergillaceae.